Magnolia sinica is the source of this 640-nucleotide messenger RNA. Its product is annotated as inactive protein kinase SELMODRAFT_444075-like. The transcript is spliced from 3 exons. The record is from RefSeq and is a predicted model, not a curated record. Lineage: Eukaryota; Viridiplantae; Streptophyta; Magnoliopsida; Magnoliales; Magnoliaceae. Gene Ontology annotation, biological process: protein phosphorylation. Bases 1 to 543 code for a protein of 180 amino acids. Gene Ontology annotation, molecular function: protein kinase activity; ATP binding.
AUGACAACAUCUGUUGCAGUGAUACUUGGAGGCGCUGCAGGAGCUGUUGGAUUGGUGGCACUACUUGUAUUCCUAUGGUUCUGCCUACUACAUAAGAGGAGUGUUUCAAGAACUUCUGAGACAGGUUCUUCAGAUCCAUCUCUUCAAGCAGGACAAGCCAUUGAAUUGUCUCUUCUGAGAGGUGGCCCUCACCCAUCCGACUCGCGAGAGGCAAGGCGUUUUAUGUUGGACGAGUUAAACCUGGCUACAAAGAAUUUCAGCAAUAUCGAUCUGAUCAGGCAAGGAAAAUUUGGAGAAGUGUACAAGGGUUUGCUUAAUGAUGGGAUGAUUGUGGCCAUCAAAACGCGGCCUGGUGCACCUAAUCAGGAACUUAUCGAAGAGGUACGCUACUUGUCAUCCAUCAGGCAUCGAAAUAUUGUAAUUCUUUUGAGAUAUUGCCAGGAAAAUAACCAGCAAAUGCUUGUUUAUGAGUACAUAGCUAAUGGCAGUGUUUCCAGUCACUUAUAUGGUAAUUGUGUUGUUACUUCCAAUAUGAACUUAUAGGCAAGUUGGUCACAUAGAUCUAUGGGUUUUUUUAUUAUCUAGGUGCAGCUCAGAUCUCCAAUGAACUGCUAGAAUUCAAGAAUAGGCUUUCAGUAGC